Anolis sagrei ordinatus is the source of this 2460-nucleotide messenger RNA. NCBI's taxonomy places the organism in Eukaryota, Metazoa, Chordata, Lepidosauria, Squamata, Anolidae. The record is from RefSeq and is a predicted model, not a curated record.
ACAGGUUCCUCUGUGCGGACAGGAGCUGAGAGCUUUGCUCCCUGAGAGGGGCCAGGCCAUGGUUCGACCCUGACAUACCAACACUAGCAGGGUGCAAGGAAUGUGAGAGAAAAGUAUUUGCAGUCCCAGACACAUGCAGAUCCUUUGCUUGCACACACAUACACUGGGCUCUUCUUUGCGUCGCUACCGGAUUCGAACACAUGGAGCAAAAGAACAAGACAACAGAAUAAGCUGGACCUUUAGAGCUCAAUGUGAAGCAGUGGCCUUUUUCAUCAAUUACAAGAGACACUGGGCUAGGAAGACUGACCCCCAGGACAUCAUCAUUUGUAAUCUCAAGCCAGAUCACCAAGAUGAGUUGGAGUGAAUGAAAACAAUGAGACAGAGCAACAGGUUAAAUGGUGAGUAGGGACUUGGACAGACAUGCAGCUCAACAAUGAUUCCCUUACAAUGAUUGAGUGUUAAUCAGACUGAAUGAUUAGUGAGAGCCUUUGAAUUGUGCUUUCUCAAUAGUGAGGGGAAUGUACUCUCCACUGACUCAUUCUCAUCCGUGUUGUUUUAUAUGAGCAAACUUGAAGAACCCUGUUCUCUCUCUCAAUCUCUCUUUCUCUCUUCUUCUGUGGAUCUGGAUACAAAAACAAUGACCAUAUUUCUUUAGUAGGUCUUUCUCUCAAAGCUCAUUAAUGACCUCAGGACACUACUUGUUGUGCUACCCUUGAGAAGACCUAUGGAUCCAUCAACCACCAACCUUUCUCUAUGGGUGCCUUUAGUCAAUGCCUCUUUGUCGGAGGGUGCCGAAUCGGCCGCAGCCCUAGGAGCCGUACUGAGCCUGAUGUGUGCCACGGGGGUGGCUGGGAACCUCUACACCUUGGCCAUUGUGCGAGCCUCCCCGUCAGCCUCCUCGCUGCGCGUCCACCUGGUCAACCUAGCCUUAGCUGAUCUGCUGUAUCUCUCCACAGCUCCUUUCAUUGUCCACAAUGGGCUGGUGAAAGACUGGCCUUUUGGGGAGGUGGGGUGCCGGAUCCUGCUCAGCCUGGACCUCCUCACCAUGCAUGCCAGCAUCUUCCUUCUCACACUGAUGAGCUGUGAACGCUAUAGUGCGGUGGCGCACCCCUUCCAGGCCGCGAGCCAUACUGGGAGAUGCCGCCGGCCCCUGGCUGUGGCCAUCUGGCUUCUGUCUUUUGCCUUGACACUCCCCAUGAUGGUGAUGAUCCAUCAAGAGGAGCGUACAGUGGGAGACGGAGCCAUCGUUCGGCGUCUCUGCUCGCCAACCUGGAGCGAGGAGCAGUACAGGCUCUACCUGAGCAUCCUUUUCAGUACCAGCAUCGUGGCUCCCGGAGUGGUCAUCGGGUCCCUCUACUGGCGCCUGGCAAGGACUUACUGGAUGUCGCAGACCCACAGUGGCUUGGGCCAUACUCCCAAGAACCGUGUCUUCCUCCUCAUUCUCAUCAUUGUCCUGGCCUUUUGGGCUUGCUAUUUGCCCUUCUGGAUCUGGCAACUCCUGCCCCUUUACUGCCCAUCAGCUGCCCGUUUGCCAGUCCAGACAGAAAUCUCCAUCAACCACCUAGUGACCUGCUUGACAUACGGCAACAGCUGCAUCAAUCCUUUCCUCUACACCUUAUUAACACGCAACUACCGGGAGUACCUGCGCACUCGCCAACGGGGGACUUCACAUGCUUCCCUGAGAUGUCUCCAAAGCAGAGCCAGGCCUCCAGGAGAAGGUGCAGAAGACGUCUGAGCAGAAAAUAAGUCCUUAACCUGGUUAAUUCUGGCUUGUCCGGAGAAAAAUCAUGUGAAGGAAACUCCUUGAAUCAUUGCAAGGCUAUGUUUCAGUCUUCCCAAACUCCGUACUUUCCACUCCUAGAAACUAUAGAUUCUAGAAGGGUUAUUUAAACUGCCGUAAGUUUUUGUUUGUUUCUUUGUUUGUUUGUUUGACAAUGGCUGUCUUGGAAAUAUGACUGGCUGAAGAUCAAAACAUUGGAUGCAUACCAACUGACUCUUUUGACUCAUCCGAGCCUGCUGCUUGCCCUUCUCUAAACAAUAACAUGCCAAUUAUCUUUACGGACAGAGACUUGGUUGGACACAUGUCAGACUGAAGAUCAAGUGCUUACAGAUGGACUCAUCUGAGAAGUCAUUGUGUAUUCUUCAUUCUGUCACCCAGUGGUUUCCACGGCAGAGCAUGGAUUCAAACCCUGGUCUCCAUAUUCAAUGCUCAAACCACUACACCAUGCUGGCUCUCAAUAUCUGAUUAAAAUCUCCAAACAAGAAAAAGUAAAUCUGCAGCAAAUUAGGCACUUUCUUCUGAAGACAGAAUCAAUACAUUUUCAUCCAAAAUUGUUUCUGACUGUAACUCUCCAGCCUUAGUUUUUACAUGUAUUUAUACACUGCUUUGAGUCUCCUUAGGAGAGGGAAGAGAGAUAUAAAUAAAGAAGCUAGUAUUCUUAUUAUUAAAAUGGCUUGGAU